This is a messenger RNA of Physcomitrium patens, 1086 nucleotides long. Its product is annotated as DNA-directed RNA polymerases II, IV and V subunit 6A. Gene Ontology annotation, biological process: tRNA transcription by RNA polymerase III; transcription by RNA polymerase II; transcription by RNA polymerase I. Gene Ontology annotation, cellular component: RNA polymerase III complex; RNA polymerase I complex; RNA polymerase II, core complex. Gene Ontology annotation, molecular function: DNA binding. The record is from RefSeq and is a predicted model, not a curated record. Lineage: Eukaryota; Viridiplantae; Streptophyta; Bryopsida; Funariales; Funariaceae.
UGUUUCUCCAAGAAACGGUUUCACGUAGAGAUUGUGCAAGCAAAACCAGGCAAAUAUGGUCAGUUUUGGUGAGUCAAUUGAGCACCUUCGCAUUAACCGCCAACACUCGAGCUCCUUCGCAGUUCCACGACUCUUUCCUCCUCCGAGCUCUUCAUCUUCCACAGAGUUUGCACACCCUCGAGGUCGCGUAACCCCCGCUGCGAUUGAUUCGAAGGAUUGUUGUGAGCUCUUGUUAAACCUGCGUUUGAGUCAUGGCUGACGAAGAUUAUAAUGAUUACGACGGUGGUGAUGUUGGGUAUGAGGAAGAGCCGCCGGAGCCUGAUAUUGAGGAUGAGGUUGCGGAAGGAGACGAGGAGAAUGACGAUGCUCGGGAUUUCGACGGGCUGGAAACUGAUACUUUGGUGGACGGCGCUGAAGUUCGAACCGACAAACCUCGGAAAACCACAAAGUACAUGACCAAAUAUGAACGAGCUAGAGUGCUUGGUACUCGUGCUCUUCAAAUCAGUAUGAAUGCCCCAGUGAUGGUGAAUCUAGAAGGCGAGACGGAUCCUCUUGAGAUCGCUAUGAAAGAACUUCGGGAGCGGAAAAUUCCCUUCACCAUUCGUCGCUAUCUGCCCGAUGGGAGUUAUGAAGAUUGGGGCGUGGACGAGUUGAUCGUAGAAGAUUCUUGGAGGCGCCAGGUCGGCUGAGAAUUUUCUUUCCAACGGGGACGAGUUGGACAUCUCGUCGCUAUUCUAUGCAAAAUCUCCCGAAAUUGAAGCUUUGUGUUUUUUUAUAUUGAAGGGCGAAUGGCAUUUUACCAGACACUUCUUAGCGGAAUUUUGGGAUACUAACAACCCGUUGCAACAUGCUACAGACACCAAAUAGUACGCUGGCACUAGUCAUCUUGAUUAUGGAUCUGUAAAUCUGAUAGUGGGUGACCGCAAUGGUGUAUUUAAUGGCUUUAUAGUUCGAGGAUUGUUAUGUGCAAAGACACUAGCCUUGACGCUUCACAUGGUUCCUUGCACUUCUUUGCGUAAGAGGGGGUGUUAAGGUUGGCUUGCCUAACGUACGUUUUAAUACAAAUACUUUCGGAUUUUCUCAUUA